AUGAUUCACCAAAUGGCACCAUGGGUGCCUCAAUUCACUCAAUCGCUGAAAAACCAUUCCCAGUCGUUCACGCCGUUUUUUUUUGCGACUGUUGAUCCUUUGACCAACAAACCCAAAUGCCGAACCGUGAUCUUCCGGGACUUCCUGUUCCACGACAAACGUAGCAAUGUGCUAACGUUCACGACGGAUCUCCGUGGUGACAAAGUGAAAGAGAUCCUAGCUGCCAACUCAGAUACAGCGCCAUUCGAAGCAUGUUUCUAUUUUCCGGGCACUUGGGAGCAGUACCGUUUUAGUGGGAGGUGUUUUGUUGUAUCACACCAGAAUUUGCCUCCGAUUUCUGCCAAGUACAACCAGCUCGAUUCCGGGUUCAUUGAGUACCCGAUUUUAUCGCCCAGCAUUUACGGAGGUGCACAGAUACUGUACGAACACGACCAAGAAUACGAAGAAAGCAACAAGCGUAAUGCGGAAUCCAACACUGAUUCGGAGCCAGAAGCAUCGUCUUCUGGGGACACAAGUGGCCAUCAUGAGCCCCAGCAUCCCGUACUGUCCCGCAGCUCUACACGCAGCUCAGGAGUUGCGGGAGUGAACAGCCAUGUUCUGGGACCUCAAGACUACGCUCCACCCUUGAACAAAGAAUGGGAACUGGAGCUACGUCGCCAAUGGCGGGAUCUGUCACGUUCCACGAAAGCGCAGUUUCGGAAACCCGAUCCAGGUACUCCGGUAACGUCCGAAACCAGCAAACAACUCGAUAAGAUCCAGCGGGGUGUAGACGGGGCCAAGGAGGAUGCCGGUUUUGAUAAUUUCGGCAUUAUUUGCUUGUGCAUCGAGGAAGUCGACUUUCUAAAUUUAAAAGACGGACGCGGCGGCGAAAGAAUGAAAUUUCACCGCAAUAUCCAUUCAGAAACAGGCUCCGAAACCUGGAAUGAGGCUGAAGUUUGCCCAUAA
Messenger RNA from Lachancea lanzarotensis, 945 nucleotides. RefSeq names its product LALA0S10e03334g1_1. Bases 1 to 945 code for a protein of 314 amino acids. The record is from RefSeq and is a predicted model, not a curated record. Lineage: Eukaryota; Fungi; Ascomycota; Saccharomycetes; Saccharomycetales; Saccharomycetaceae. Gene Ontology annotation, molecular function: FMN binding. The transcript has a single exon.